AUGGCCCCUUCUACUCCUACACCCAGCCCUUUCGCCGCCAUGAGGAACUUUGGUGGUAUGGUGUCAUCUGCUCUUUCUUUCGGCGACAGAUCUCGCCAAGUCUCCUCCCUCGGCCUCGGCACUCUCUCUCUGGGGGAGCCGUCUGGCGCUGCCUCGCCCCCUCGCUCCGCCUCUCCCUCCGCUGGUUCUCCCUCCCCCGUGUCUGGUUCUCCCGUCCCCGUAACGGGUUCUCCUGGAGGGCCUCCUCCUGCCGCCACUCCUCGCCGUAGGACGCCCGCCUUUCGUCCUGGUGAGUCUCCGUCCUCCUCCGACCAGGACUCGCUCAGUGGGGGCUCGGAGUCGGGUGAUCGACCCGACACCGAAGAAAGUGAGGAUGAUGAUGAUGGGGAGGGUAGGAUCGAUAGUGAGGGUGAAAGCGAGUUAGAAGAAUACCCGGAUGAUGAUGUGGAGGUGAUUAGUGUAGAGGACAACAACGUAGAUAGUCCUGAGCGUGAGUUCUUCGUCCAACCCCUCACACCUUCGCCGAACUUGGCCUUGUUUAUCUGUUCUUUAGCUCUCCAAGACAUUGCUAACUCGCAGCCGCUCCUGCCCCUCCCCCUGCUCAAAUUGUGGGCCAGAAACGACGCCGUUCCCUCUCCUCUUCUUCUUCUUCCUCUUCUUCUUCUUCCUCUUCCUCUUCCUCUUCCGGGGUUCUCCCCCCCCCCCAACGCCAUCGCCGCUGCCGCCGCUGCUGCUGCCGCCCGCCCUGCUGCCGCCAUCGCUCUCCCCCCCCCCAACGCCAUCGCCGCUGCCGCCGCCCACCCUGCUGCCGCCGCCGCCGCCGGUCCUGCUGCCGCCGCCCGUCCUGCUGCCGCCGCCCCCGUCGCUGCUCCCCCCCCUUCUCCCAGAGGGGAGCCUUCGCCCAAACGGGUGAAGAGAUCACUGCGGGAAGAAGAGUACUUGUGGGAGAAGAUGAAGUCCGAGCCUGGUCGUUGGAUCGCGGUUGGUGUUGACGAAGCGUGUGAUCGUUGCCGGUGA
Messenger RNA from Tremella mesenterica DSM 1558, 1017 nucleotides. RefSeq lists its product as uncharacterized. NCBI's taxonomy places the organism in Eukaryota, Fungi, Basidiomycota, Tremellomycetes, Tremellales, Tremellaceae. The transcript is spliced from 2 exons. Bases 1 to 1017 code for a protein of 338 amino acids. The record is from RefSeq and is a predicted model, not a curated record.